Molecule: messenger RNA, 1823 nt
Organism: Monomorium pharaonis (pharaoh ant)
Lineage: Eukaryota; Metazoa; Arthropoda; Insecta; Hymenoptera; Formicidae
Product: tubulin beta chain
Exons: 3
Coding region: 217-1569 (450 amino acids)
Biological process (GO): microtubule cytoskeleton organization; mitotic cell cycle
Cellular component (GO): microtubule; cytoplasm
Molecular function (GO): structural constituent of cytoskeleton; GTP binding; GTPase activity
Source: RefSeq, a predicted model, not a curated record
AAGUAACAAGUAGAAAAUUAUAUAGGCGGUCGGACCGUCGGACUGUCACCAAGGAGAACUCAACAGUCGCUUGUUUCUGUUUAAAUGACAUCUUAGGCAAGUCCGCGACCUCUUCGUUUCUCUUAUCCUUAAACUUUAAAUACCGACUUUUUUAUGCAAUAAUCAUAAUUUGAUUCCGUGCAUUUUGUCUUGAAAUCUCACGAUACUUAGUACAAAAUGCGUGAAAUUGUUCACAUCCAAGCCGGUCAAUGCGGCAAUCAAAUUGGCGCCAAGUUUUGGGAGGUGAUUUCAGAUGAGCACGGUAUCAACCCUGAGGGAACCUAUCACGGAGACUCGGAUCUUCAGUUGGAACGAAUCAAUGUUUAUUACAACGAAGCCGGAUCAAAAUAUGUACCGCGUUCGAUUUUGGUGGACCUCGAACCCGGCACAAUGGAUUCCGUGCGUUCGGGGCCCUUCGGACAAUUAUUUCGACCGGAUAACUUCGUGUUUGGUCAGUCAGGGGCCGGCAACAACUGGGCCAAGGGUCACUACACUGAGGGUGCCGAGUUGAUAGACUCGGUGCUUGAUGUAGUGAGGAAGGAGGCCGAAAGCUGCGAUUGCUUGCAAGGAUUUCAACUCACGCAUUCUUUGGGCGGCGGUACCGGAUCCGGAAUGGGUACUUUACUCAUCACGAAGAUACGAGAAGAGUACCCGGAUAGGAUCAUGAGCACCUUCUCCGUGGUACCGUCUCCCAAGGUUUCCGAUACAGUUGUGGAGCCCUAUAACGCUACCCUAUCGAUUCAUCAAUUAGUGGAGAACACUGACCAAGCAUAUUGUAUCGACAACGAAGCGCUCUACGAUAUUUGUUUCCGUACUCUGAAGCUGACUACUCCUACGUAUGGUGAUUUGAAUCAUCUUGUAUCGGUUACCAUGUCCGGCGUGACAACUUGUCUAAGAUUUCCAGGACAAUUAAACGCCGAUUUGAGAAAGCUCGCGGUGAAUAUGGUACCAUUUCCUCGUUUGCACUUUUUCAUGCCGGGCUUCGCGCCCCUUACAUCCCGAGAUAGUCAACAGUACCGAGCUCUCACGGUGCCGGAACUCACGCAGCAAAUGUUCGACGCGAAGAAUAUGAUGGCAGCUUGCGAUCCACGACACGGUCGUUAUCUCACCGUGGCGGCCAUCUUCCGCGGCAGGAUGUCGAUGAAGGAAGUGGACGAGCAAAUGCUCAACAUCCAGAAUAAGAACAGCUCGUACUUUGUCGACUGGAUACCGAACAACGUGAAGACGGCGGUAUGCGAUAUCCCGCCACGCGGUCUUAAGAUGUCCGCCACCUUCAUCGGCAACUCUACGGCUAUUCAGGAACUAUUCAAGAGGAUCUCCGAGCAGUUCACGGCGAUGUUCAGGAGGAAGGCCUUUCUUCACUGGUACACCGGCGAGGGCAUGGACGAAUUAGAAUUCAACGAAGCGGAAUCGAACAUAAACGACCUGGUGUCAGAAUACCAACAGUAUCAAGACUCGACGGUGGAGGACUAUGAGGAAGAAGAAGUAGAGGACGAAGAAGUAGAGGACGAAGAAGAAACGGAGAAGUAGAAAAAACAAAGAAUCGCAGAGGAUCGCGUGUGCUUGCAAAACUUUUUGACGAUUUUUCUUUUGUACAAGUGUUUUGUAUCUAUUACUUUUACCUUUUUUGUAAACGUUUUACAACGUUUUUAUAUAUGUCUAUUUACUUGAAUUUUUAAACGUUUUAAUUUCAUUUGUUUAUGCUUUUUUGUUGCAAUUUACAAAAGGUGAUACGUAUUGGUAAAAUUCUGAAUUAAUUUUUCUGAUUAAAUUUUUGCAAUAGA